Messenger RNA from Cololabis saira (Pacific saury), 1365 nucleotides. It is a transcript of the gene xrcc4, whose product is annotated as X-ray repair complementing defective repair in Chinese hamster cells 4. The record is from RefSeq and is a predicted model, not a curated record. Gene Ontology annotation, cellular component: DNA-dependent protein kinase-DNA ligase 4 complex; nucleus; DNA ligase IV complex. The coding region runs from base 87 to 1067 and encodes 326 amino acids. Lineage: Eukaryota; Metazoa; Chordata; Actinopteri; Beloniformes; Belonidae. Gene Ontology annotation, molecular function: DNA binding. Gene Ontology annotation, biological process: immunoglobulin V(D)J recombination; double-strand break repair via nonhomologous end joining; positive regulation of ligase activity. The transcript has 8 exons.
GUCAUCGGCCGGCGUUGCAGUCCUCAAGUUACAAACAAACACCGUAAACUUAACAUUUCCGUCCUGUUGAGCCUCCAGCUUCAGGGAUGCCCACGUCAGUACAAGAAAUCUACAUCCCAAAGAAGUCUAACUCCUCCUACUUCCUGCGUGUGGACUGGAAGGGCCGGAGCUUGGCCUCAGGUUUCCAGAUUCUGCUGACCAAUGGACAGGAUGCAUGGAGAGGUGAAGUAAGUGAGGCUGUGGUGAACCAUGAGGCUGAGGAGAUGGAAAUGCAGACAGAGAAGUACACCCAGGACCUCCAGAAGGCGCUGGUGGCAGGAGAAGACUCCUACAGUUUCACGCUGACGCCAGACCCACCUGACUGCCGCCGCUCCGUGACUCUGGUGUACGAGAAGAUGCAGAAAGACAUCUCGUUUAGGCUGGGUGGUGUCCUGCUGGAGGUCAUGGCGGAGCCAGUGGAGGCCAUCAGGGAGCUACUGGUUCACAGUCUGCAUCGAGGAACCAGUCUGGAGCACCAAAACAACAAACUGGAGGAGGAAAACGAGAGGCUGAGGCAGGAGCAGCAGCGCAUCUCUGCAGAGCUGAGACGCUACGCUGGCGGUAAAGAGGCCCUGGAGGCUGAGCUGUUCUCUCGCUUCGUCCCGGUCCUGAACAAGAAGAAAGCAAAGAUCCGCAGUCUGCAGGAAACCCUCACAAACCUGCAGGAAGCCAGAAGUUCUGACAAGUCCGUCCCAACAGCUGGUCUGGAUGGUGAGGAUGACUACGGAGGAAGUACUGAUGAAGAGCAAGAGGACGUACAGAUGGCUCCAGCGUCUAGUUUGCCAUCCCGAGAAUCUUCCACUCCAAGCCCGUUGGACGACAGCCUGCGUGACAUCACAGAUGUGGCUCCCUGUCGGAAGCGGCGUUUCCGACAUCUCGAAGCACCAACGCCCACCAUGAAAAAGCCAAACCCCGAGUCAUCUCAGAGACGAAGGACCAACUCCCCUCCAGCUUCAAGAAAGGUCCAGAGCAAACAGAGCUCUGAAGACGCGGCGGAGGCAGCUGAGGAUCUGUUUGAGGACUUCUGACUUUAGAUGGUUUCUGCUACGAUUCAAGUUAAAAGAAAAGUUAAUACAAACAUUUCUUUUUUACAUGCAAGGGAUGAAUUUCACUAAAAAGUCUCUAGACAUGGAUGGGUGUGCUGAUGAUGGUUCCACGCCAGCUCUCUCUACGUGUAGUUCCUCCUCCAGACCAGCGGGGGGGCUCCCUGCUUCAGGAUCAGCCUCAACACCAGAAGUAGUGGAGAAAGAAGAAGAGCGGUCUUUUCAACAAUCUGGAGACAUCCGUCUCUGUUUUUAAAUAUUGGAAUAAAAAAAUAUGAUUGCA